CCGCCGCCGCCGCCGGUGUCGGGUCGGGGCCGCCGCGGAGGCCGCGCCGCCCCGGCCGUGCCUCCGUCGCCGAUGUCCCCGCCGUCCCCCGCGGGGCCGGGGGCUGCCCCCCGCCUGCUGCUGGCCCUGCUGUGCCUGGCCCCCCCCGCUGCCGCCCCGCCGCCCCCCCCGGCACCCAGCGGCCUGCCGGGACCCCCGGGGACGGCGCCGGGACCCCCCGCGCCUCGCAGCGAAGCCCCCGUCCUCUCCCUCAACCUCGGCCUCAACUUCAAGAUCAAGGUGCGAAGCCAGGGCAACCCCCGCCCCGCCGCCCCCACUGCCCCCCCGGGACCCCCCCGCCCCGCGCCGCUGACCCCCGGCACCCCUGGGACCCCCGCCCCGCCACCGCCGUCGGCUUCGGGCUGGCCUGACCCCGGGGACGAGCCGGGCUCCGGGACCCCCCCGGAGGAAUCGGGGGGCUGGGGAGGACCCCCCAGCCGUGCCAUCCCAACCCCCCCGGCAUCCCCGGCCGGGGACCGGGACAAGGAGCUGGAGCUGGACAUCGCCAUCGACCUGACGGCGGGGCUGGACCCCGAAGCGGGGCCGGGGGGGGCCGUGCCCCCCACCAGCCUCCUGCGGGUCCCCCCCGGCCCCCACCGCCCCAUCCCGCUCAUCCCCGGCAUCAAGGCCGGCAUCUCGGAGUUGGCCAAGAAACUCGGCGCUGCCGGGUUCCUGGUGCCCACGGUGCCCCCCAGGCUCGGCCAUGAGGGGCCGGGGGGCAACGGGUCCCAGGAGCAGGAGCAGGCUGGCAGCGGCGCUGAGCCAGCCCACCCCCCCGGCCGCCAGCCCUCCCGGGGUGCCGCGCCCCCCCCUCCCGCCGCCGCCUCCGCCUGCACCCCGGGUUCCGCCUGUGGCUCGGGGGGACCGGACCCCGGGGGUCCCCCCGGCGCCCUCCUCUCCUGGCCCCCCCACUUCGUAGCCCUGCAGACCCCCUGGCCGGCGGCCGCCGCCACCUGGGGCCCGGCUUGGGACGCCCACGUCUACGGGGUCGGAUGCCUUUUCGCCUUACUGGGACUACUGGGACUGCUGGUGCUGGUGGGGGCCCCCCGGCGCCGCCCGGCCGCCGCCCGGCUGCGGGGGGGGCUCUUGGCGGCGGCGGGGGCCGCCCGCGCUUUCCCGCUCUUCUUCGACGCCUACGAGCGGCGCGGCCGCCUGCCCCCCGCCGCCGCUCGCCUCCUCUUCGAGCUGCCCUUCCCCUGCCUGGGCUGGGGGCUGGCGCUGGCCCUGCGCCCGCCGCGCCCCCCGCCCCGCUGCCGGACCCCCGCCGUGGCGGCGCUGGGGGUGCUGCACGCGGCCGGGGCGGUGGGCGCCGUCGGGGCGGUGGCGGCGUCGGGGCGGCUGCCGGGGCUGCUGCUGCUGCCGCGGGGGCUCUUCGCCGCCCUGGCGGCCGCCCUCGCCGUGUGGGCGCUGCCCCGCUGCGGGGGGGGGGUCCCGGGGGGGUCCCCGGGGCAAGGGCGGGGCGGGGGGGGGCGCGGCGGCGGCGCUGGGGACGGCGGCGGCGGGGGCCGUGCUGAGCGCGGGGCUGCAGGUUUUCGGGGCGCUGCAGGAGCUGGGGUGGGGGGGGCCGGCGCCCCCCGGCCCCUGGGCGUGGUGGGGGCUGCAGCUGGGCUGUCGCCUGGCCGAGGCCGCCAUGGGGCUGCCCCUCGCCGCGCUGGCGCUGGCGGAGACCCCCCCGCCCCGGCGCGCGGACCCCCCCGAGCCCCCCGACGGCUGCGCCCCCCCGGUCGCGGGGUCGGGCCGAGGCGUUGCCCCUCUGCGGGGUGUCCCCCGAACCCCCCGAGCCCGACGGGGACCCCACCGCCGGCUACCGGCCCCCCUCGCCCAUCGACCUGCGCCGCAGCAUCGACGAGGCCUUGGGAGGGCGGCCCGGCACCUUCCGGCCCGGCCCCGGCGCCCCCGCGAACGGCGCGGCCGCCGGGACGGGGCCGGGCACCACCGCCCGGCACCCCGGCUCUCGGCACCCCCGGCACCCCGGAGCCCGGCACCACCGGCACCCCGGCUCUCGGCACCCCCGGCACCCCGGAGCCCGGCACCACCGGCACCCCGGAGCCCGGCACCACCGGCACCCCGGAGCCCGGCACCACCGGCACCCCGGCUCUCGGCACCCCCGGCACCCCGGAGCCCGGCACCACCGGCACCCCGGCUCUCGGCACCCCCGGCACCCCGGAGCCCGGCACCACCGGCACCCCGGCUCUCGGCACCCCCGGCACCCCGGAGCCCGGCACCCCCGGCACCCCGGCUCUCGGCACCCCCGGCACCCCGGAGCCCGGCACCCCCGGCACCCCGGCUCUCGGCACCCCCGGCACCCCGGAGCCCGGCACCCCCGGCACCCCGGCUCUCGGCACCCCGGAGCCCGGCACCACCGGCACCCCGGCUCUCGGCACCCCCGGCACCCCGGAGCCCGGCACCCCCGGCACCCCGGCUCUCGGCACCCCCGGCACCCCCGGCACCCCGGCUCUCGCCACCGCGGGCCCCCCCCGGCCCCCGGCCCUGCAGCGUGCCGCCUCCUGUGGGGGGGGCUCCGUGGGGUCCCCGGGGGCGCGGGGCCGGCGGGGGGACCCCGGAGGCGGCAGCCCCUCUCCCCAGGGACUGUCCCGGGGGGGGCGGCCGGCGGUGGUGCCAGCCCCCGGUCCCCCCCGGCGGGGUCCCGACCCGGCAGCCCCCCCUCUGCGACCCUCCCGGAGCUGGGUGGGGGGGACACCCCGCUCCCCGCCAGCCCCCCGAGCCGAGGGGGGGCGGCCCGUGGGGAGGGUCCCCGAGCCCCCCGGGGACCCCAGCGCCGACCGCCGCAGCCUGGGCAGCGACACCAUAGACUUGUAG
Molecule: messenger RNA, 2859 nt
Organism: Phalacrocorax carbo (great cormorant)
Lineage: Eukaryota; Metazoa; Chordata; Aves; Suliformes; Phalacrocoracidae
Source: RefSeq, a predicted model, not a curated record